Messenger RNA from Hydractinia symbiolongicarpus, 632 nucleotides. RefSeq lists its product as uncharacterized. Lineage: Eukaryota; Metazoa; Cnidaria; Hydrozoa; Anthoathecata; Hydractiniidae. The transcript has 2 exons. The record is from RefSeq and is a predicted model, not a curated record. The coding region runs from base 70 to 408 and encodes 112 amino acids.
UUUACUGCUUGUACAUCUAGCAGAAGAUAUAGUAAGUAGAAAAACAGCUGCUCUAACUGUAUCACUAAAAUGAUUGCUGCGAAAGUGAUUUUGUUUUUUAUGGUAUGUUUGUCAGUGUGUGCAGCAAAAGAAGAAAAGGAUGUUGGAGCAAUCAGUUGUGAUCAAUUUAAAGGAAGUCAAAAACUUUGUUGUCUUCGGCACUAUGGAGAAUACACAUAUGUGAAAACAUGUUGUGGCCUGACCUAUAGUCAACGUGUCCGACAGGUGGAUGCUGCCAAGUUUGAAGAAGGUAGAAAGAAGUAUUGCAUCUGUUGGUGUCACGCACACCCUUUUCCUUCUUGUAUGAGACAUUGUGUGCUUGGAAAUAAACGAGCUGCAAGAACUGAGGACGCCGAUAUAUUUAAAUAAGCUGGAUGCAAGAAAUGAGAAGAUGAACUGAGAAAAAUUGACGUUAUGGAAUUUUGUUGCUAAAUAAUCUUAUUUUGUUGUUUUUUUAGACUUUUUAGUUCUUGUUAUCUUUACUUUUAUUCUUUUUAUGUAAUCUGAAAUGUACUCUGAAAAUCUAAAUGGAUUAUUAUAAUCUUGAUUUUGUGAAUAUAUACUAUAAUACCCGUAUAAAUCAGUCUGUCACG